AUGGCCGCUGCUGCCGCUGGCCCUGCCUCUAGGCAGAGUCCUGCAACCGCCGACGAGCAGGAAGAUUCUCGAUCGUCAUCCUCGUCAACUUCCCCCGCGCCCGCCGAUAACGAAGAGUCCGAUUUCUUUCUUGGAGCCAACGACUCCCAGUCAAGCAUCGGAGUCCCCAACUUUCAAGAUAUGCAGGUGGAAGAUGCUUGCCAACCGCCCGUCCAUCGGUUGCCAAACGAGAUUCUCAUCAGCGUGUUUGCCAAAUUGAGUUCCUCCUCGGAUCUGUUCCACUCGUGUACGAGUUGGAAGAACCAUGGUAGCAUUUGCCAAACGCUGCAGCUCGAGACACCGUCUUUCAGAUAUCGCGACUUUAUCAAGAGACUCAACCUUGCCGCCCUUGCUGACAAAAUCAGCGAUGGCAGUGUUAUGCCGCUCGCAGUCUGUAGUCGGGUGGAACGUUUGACACUUACGAACUGUCGCAACCUCACCGAUUCCGGACUUAUCGCCCUUGUGGAGAAUAGCACCUCGUUGCUGGCACUCGACAUUUCCAACGACAAGAACAUUACCGAGCAGUCUAUUAACACCAUCGCCAAGAACUGCAGUCGCCUUCAAGGACUCAACAUUUCUGGUUGCGAGAAUGUCUCCAACGAGAGCAUGAUCAAUUUGGCAACAAGCUGUCGCUAUAUUAAGAGACUGAAGUUGAAUGAAUGUAGCCAGCUCCAAGACGACGCCAUCCACGCCUUCGCCGAAAACUGUCCCAACAUCCUCGAGAUCGACCUCCACCAGUGCAAUCGCAUUGGUAACGGCCCUAUAACUUCUCUCAUGGUCAAGGGCAACUGUCUCCGAGAGUUACGGCUUGCAAGCUGCGAACUAAUCGAUGACGAUGCUUUCCUGACUCUACCCCAUGGACGACUAUUUGAACAUCUCCGCAUUCUCGACCUGACAUCCUGCGUGCGUUUGACAGACGCUGCUGUCCAGAAGAUUAUUGAUGUCGCACCUCGCCUUCGUAACCUCGUUCUUGCAAAGUGCCGAAACAUCACUGAUGUAGCCGUUCAUGCUAUCUCAAAGCUUGGUAAGAACCUGCAUUACGUGCAUCUAGGCCACUGUGGCAAUAUCACCGAUGAAGGUGUCAAGAGAUUAGUCCAGAACUGCAACCGCAUUCGAUACAUCGAUCUGGGCUGCUGUACCAACUUGACAGACGAGAGUGUGAAGCGCCUUGCUCUGUUGCCCAAGCUGAAGCGUAUUGGACUUGUGAAAUGCAGCUCCAUCACGGAUGACUCAGUCUUUCAUCUCGCCGAAGCCGCGUUUCGCCCCAGAGUACGACGAGAUGCCAGUGGCAUGCUCGUUGGCAAUGAGUACUACGCCUCGAGUCUCGAGCGUGUUCAUCUGAGCUACUGUGUCAACCUUACCCUCAAGAGUAUCAUGAAGUUGCUCAACUCAUGCCCUCGAUUGACCCACUUGAGUUUGACUGGAGUUGCCGCUUUCCAGCGUGACGACUUCCAGCCAUACUGUCGACAAGCACCCCCAGAAUUCACUCAACACCAGCGAGAUGUGUUCUGCGUCUUUUCCGGCACUAUGGUAUCCAAGUUCCGUGAUUUCCUUAACACUUCACCACAAUUCGAGGACCUAUGGGACAUGCACAGCUGGAAUCGAACAGCAGUCUACCCCGGACAACGGCAACGCACUUCCGUAAUGCAACCACCGGCCAUUGCCGGAGAUGGAGCCGACGAUGAGAUGGUUGACGAUGAGAAUGAUUUCGAGGGUCUGGACGGCAGCGAGAUGGUCGUGGAUGCCCAGGCACAGAAUCCGGUCAACGGUAACGGAACGAUAAAUCCCAACUCUCUUAUGAACCAUGGAUUUCAACAAGCUAUUCCCGUACCACCUCCACCUCCUAGCGUCCCAACAGGUCAGCUCCCUCCAUUCUUCCCGACGUUCGCCCGCUUCCUGCCUUCAUCGUCACUCGCACGACAGGAACCAGGAUUGCCUGGGCCAGCUUUUAUUCAGAAUAGCAUUAACAACCUACUAGAAGGCGGAUUAUCACAGCAUACCACUACCCAAGCGAGCGCUGCACCUCUUGGACACGGGCAUCCAGGGAACGGGGAACCCUCGACCGGCGCAAGCACUGCGACCAUCCACCGACCUCAAGAGAACGGUGACCACUCUGACGCCAUGAACUGA
Molecule: messenger RNA, 2169 nt
Organism: Fusarium subglutinans
Lineage: Eukaryota; Fungi; Ascomycota; Sordariomycetes; Hypocreales; Nectriaceae
Product: f-box and leucine-rich repeat GRR1
Exons: 5
Coding region: 1-2169 (722 amino acids)
Molecular function (GO): protein binding
Source: RefSeq, a predicted model, not a curated record